UACAUGUAGAUUUGCAGCAAAUAGUAAAUGUCACAAUUGAAUAGCUCAGUGUCUGGCACACGGUAUAAGUGCUUAUUAGUAAUGUUGGCUGUGGUUUUCGUCGCUCUAGAUUGGCCUUUAAUGUGCACCGUGGCUACUUUGGAGUUAGAGGUUUCAUGAAAUAGUUCAAUCCAACAGUAUCCACUGAAGACCUGUGAUAUACGUGGAAGAAUCAGCAGCUAAGUUUAUUAGAAUUUCAUCACUUUUUUUUCUGUUAUGCCCCAAGGAUGUAACAGAGCAGAAAAGUGAUAGAGAAUUCUGUUAAUAAACCAGAUUAGCCGGCAGUGAGUUGACUAGGUGCUCCUGCUUCACACUAUUCAUUUUAUUCAAUUAGAGUUUGGUGCCUGGUAAGAUUGCUCUUACAGAACCAUUUCUUCUGGAGUUCUCAGAUACCAGGUGAUCAGCACUCCAACAGAUUUUUUUAUGGUAAUGGAAUAUGUGUCUGGCGGUGAAUUAUUUGACUACAUCUGUAAACAUGGACGGGUUGCAGAGGUGGAAGCAAGGCGCCUCUUUCAGCAGAUUCUGUCAGCUGUGGAUUACUGUCAUAGGCAUAUGGUAGUUCAUCGAGACCUGAAACCAGAGAAUGUGCUGUUGGAUGCUGACAUGAAUGCCAAGAUAGCGGAUUUUGGAUUGUCUAAUAUGAUGUCGGAUGGUGAGUUUCUGAGAACUAGUUGUGGAUCUCCCAAUUAUGCAGCACCUGAAGUCAUCUCAGGCAGAUUGUAUGCAGGUCCUGAAGUUGAUAUCUGGAGCUGUGGUGUUAUCUUGUAUGCUCUCCUUUGUGGCACCCUUCCAUUUGAUGAUGAGCAUGUACCUACGUUAUUUAAGAAGAUCCGAGGGGGUGUUUUUUAUAUCCCAGAAUAUCUCAAUCGUUCUGUUUGCACUCUGUUGAUGCAUAUGCUGCAGGUUGACCCCCUGAAACGGGCAACUAUCAAAGAUAUAAGAGAGCAUGAAUGGUUUAAACAAGAUUUGCCCAGUUACUUAUUUCCUGAAGACCCCUCCUAUGAUGCUAACGUCAUUGAUGAUGAGGCUGUGAAAGAAGUGUGUGAAAAAUUUGAGUGUACAGAAUCAGAAGUAAUGAACAGUUUAUAUAGUGGUGACCCUCAAGACCAGCUUGCAGUGGCUUAUCAUCUUAUCAUUGACAAUCGGAGAAUAAUGAACCAAGCCAGUGAGUUCUACCUCGCCUCUAGUCCCCCAACUGGUUCUUUUAUGGAUGAUAGUACCAUGCAUAUUCCCCCAGGCCUGAAGCCUCAUCCAGAAAGGAUGCCACCUCUUAUAGCAGACAGCCCUAAAGCAAGAUGUCCAUUGGAUGCGCUGAAUACAACUAAGCCCAAAUCUUUAGCUGUGAAAAAAGCCAAGUGGCAUCUUGGAAUCAGAAGUCAAAGCAAACCAUAUGACAUUAUGGCCGAAGUCUACCGAGCUAUGAAGCAGCUGGAUUUUGAAUGGAAGGUAGUGAAUGCAUACCAUCUUCGUGUAAGAAGGAAAAAUCCAGUGACUGGCAAUUAUGUGAAAAUGAGCUUACAACUUUACCUGGUUGACAACAGAAGCUAUCUUUUGGACUUUAAAAGCAUUGAUGAUGAGGUGGUGGAGCAGAGGUCUGGUUCGUCAACACCUCAGCGUUCCUGUUCCGCUGCUGGCUUACACAGACCCAGAUCAAGUUUUGAUUCUGUAACAGCAGAGAGUCAUUCACUCUCUGGCUCUCUUACUGGCUCCUUGACAGGAAGCACACUGUCUUCUGUUUCACCUCGCCUAGGCAGUCACACCAUGGAUUUUUUUGAAAUGUGUGCUAGUCUGAUCACUACUUUGGCCCGUUGAUGAUGUUUCUCUAGUUUGUCUUUGUUAUUGCACUGUGAAAAUCAGAUAUAUUCUUAAAAUCAUUAUUUUACUUAUGGGUGUCACAUCCUCUGGAAUACUGAUCGAGAGUCAUGAAUAUUUCCAGGGGACACUCAAUGCCAUUGACAUUACUGAAAACAAAAAACGUCUGACAUUUUAUUUACCUGUAGACAUCUGUAAUUCUGUUUUGCCUAUGAUGAAUUCAUAGGCAGUGUCUUUAGUAGGUGAAUGUCGGUGAAGAUUGUUAAUUUGAAAUUGUGAGUUCACUACAGAUGAUUAAUGCACCUUCACCCGUGAACCGUCUCAUCAAAGGAUAGUUUGGCAACACCUCUUUGCUCUACUAUUUAAUGUAGGUAAAUCCAGUUUGCUUCCUAAAAAGUGAAGCAGGCUUUAAGUUGGGUUGAUGCAUCCCGUUCUCUUGCACAAGAAGAUUAAAAAAAAUAAUACGGCCAUUAGUAAAUUAGUAUUUAAAUGUUGAAAUCUUAAAGGCUUGUCCCCCAAAUUUCAGAAGCCAAGUUCUUCGAGUAGCUUUAGUGUUUGCAGAUACUGCCUAUUGUUUAACAGAAGGGCUGUGGUCCUGAAACAGGUAACUGGUUUUUCCAGGUUGCUUAAAAACAGCUAUAAUCAGCUACUGGCUGGGAGAUAUCCUUGAAUAACUAUCUUAAGAGCCUUCAGUGUUCUACUCAGUGUUGGAACAUCCAGAAUGGCAGCAACUUUUGUGUUUUUCAUAAAUGUUAUAUCAUUUUUAGAAAAACCUUAACAUCAUUUUAAAACAUGCCUUCAAAAGUACCUUUCUCAAAUUAUUUUUGGCUCUAUUUUUGUAUUUCACUAGGCAUGAUAAAGUAGACAGUUAAAUGAAACAAAGCAAAAUAUCAACAGUCCCUUAAAAGAGAACUCUUAUCUUUGAUUUAAUGUAUGUGGUGGAGAGUUUUGUGUCUGUCCUGUUGUAUCCCACAAUGCUCAUUCUUCAUUUGAAGUUCAAAUUUGUCAUAGCAGCUGUUCCCCUCCCUAACCUUCCCACCACCAUUGUCUUCGUUGUUUGAUCCUUAGUGGCUGAUUGACUUAGCUUUUUUCUGGUUCCCUUUCUGUGUUCUCUAUCUUGGUUCUAGCCAUCCAGUUUGAAAACACUGUUCUGGCCCUAAGGGCUUUUGUGUACUUCCAAAGCUUAAUAGUCUCUGACCUUGACUGUUGGGCUGUUUGGGUAGGGAAGCCUUAAACAUU
Molecule: messenger RNA, 3090 nt
Organism: Herpailurus yagouaroundi (jaguarundi)
Lineage: Eukaryota; Metazoa; Chordata; Mammalia; Carnivora; Felidae
Gene: PRKAA2
Product: protein kinase AMP-activated catalytic subunit alpha 2
Exons: 8
Coding region: 463-1851 (462 amino acids)
Biological process (GO): intracellular signal transduction; protein phosphorylation
Cellular component (GO): cytoplasm
Molecular function (GO): AMP-activated protein kinase activity; ATP binding
Source: RefSeq, a predicted model, not a curated record